Messenger RNA from Salvia splendens (bonfire salvia), 335 nucleotides. Its product is annotated as NADH dehydrogenase [ubiquinone] 1 beta subcomplex subunit 7. The record is from RefSeq and is a predicted model, not a curated record. Lineage: Eukaryota; Viridiplantae; Streptophyta; Magnoliopsida; Lamiales; Lamiaceae. Bases 1 to 294 code for a protein of 97 amino acids. The transcript has a single exon. Gene Ontology annotation, cellular component: respiratory chain complex I; mitochondrion.
AUGGAGGCUCCAGGCUCAUCGAAGAAGAUGAUAGCGACGCAGGAAGAGAUGGUUGAGGCGAAAGUCCCGCUGGCUUACAGAGACCAGUGCACCCAUCUGUUCAUCCCCCUCAACAAGUACCGCCAGGCAGAGCUCUACCUGCCAUGGAAGUGCAGCUCAGAGCGCCACACCUACGAGAAGUGUGAGUACGAGCUCAUCAUGGAGCGGAUGCUCCAGAUGCAGAAGAUCCGCGAGCGCGAGGCCCAGCUGAAGUCGCAGCCCAUUCCGCUCCUCCCCAAAACCGCCAAUGCUUGAUUCGACAUUUUGACCAUGAUAAAUAAUCUUUUUGAGGAAGA